Rhipicephalus sanguineus (brown dog tick) is the source of this 666-nucleotide messenger RNA. RefSeq lists its product as uncharacterized. The record is from RefSeq and is a predicted model, not a curated record. Lineage: Eukaryota; Metazoa; Arthropoda; Arachnida; Ixodida; Ixodidae. Bases 1 to 666 code for a protein of 221 amino acids. The transcript has 4 exons.
AUGAUCGCGGACGCGGAAGGCCACCCGCCCGACACGGAUACCGGUCAACCUACCACACCAGACAAGGACACCACCCACAAGGCCCAGCAGUGGGCGAUGCUGCCUCCACGCUUGCCAGCGCGUGAGGACAUGCACGUUCCAGAUCUCCCAGUGCCUGACACGCUCCAAGUCAGGAAACCGGACAAGCCUACCACAACCAUCAACAUGCCCUCAGGCCCACCGGGACAGCUACCGCAAAUUCGAGAGCAGUCACUGCCCGAAUGCGCGGACGGUCACCGUGUGCUGUCUAGUCGCUCCUACGCCGAUGUGUCGCGCCGGGGCGCCGCGCCACAUCUUCCAGCGCCCGCAAGAGUCACACGGAGUGUGACUGCGGUCGCGCCAUCAGCGCCCCCGGCUGGAGUAGCCUGUGCUGCUCCGCCCCCUCCCAAAGAGGGCCAGCAGACUCCCGAGCCUGCCGGACCCAAGGCCGCUGCAAGCGCAGUCAGGCCCGAAGCCGCCGCGAACGUGCCUGCUGUGCAGGCACCAUCCACCACCUCCGAAGAGGUGGGAGGCGGCCCUCUGCAGCUCCGUCCUGGCCGACCACUCUGGGCCAUGCAGCAGGCCCUCGGAGCGGCUGACAGGCUUGGCCUGACGGUCCCGACGUGUGAGGCGCCCGCUGCGUGCUAA